This is a messenger RNA of Drosophila novamexicana, 2122 nucleotides long. RefSeq names its product glucose dehydrogenase [FAD, quinone]-like. Gene Ontology annotation, molecular function: oxidoreductase activity, acting on CH-OH group of donors; flavin adenine dinucleotide binding. The record is from RefSeq and is a predicted model, not a curated record. NCBI's taxonomy places the organism in Eukaryota, Metazoa, Arthropoda, Insecta, Diptera, Drosophilidae. The transcript has a single exon. The coding region runs from base 1 to 1857 and encodes 618 amino acids.
AUGGGCAUGCAACUACUCAUGCUGUGGCCACUGUGCCUGAUCUCUGCUGCAGUGGCCCAAAGCUACUAUGGCAAUGCCCUGGCCGAUGCUUUGGAGCUGCUGCGACGUGGUCAAAAUCAAAUGGAUCUCGAGGCCCUUGACGAGCGCGACCAGCUGCUCACUGAAUAUGACUUUAUUGUGGUGGGCGCCGGCACCGCGGGCUGUGCUCUGGCCGCCCGCCUCUCCGAGAAUCCCAAGUGGAGGGUGCUGCUGCUGGAGGCGGGCGGACCGGAGAGCUAUGCCAUGGACAUGCCCAUUGUGGCACACUAUCUGCAGCUGGGCGAGAUGAAUUGGAAAUAUCGGCCACAGGCCUCCAACAGCUAUUGCCUGGCGAUGAACAACAAUCGCUGCAAUUGGCCGCGCGGCAAGGUGAUGGGCGGCAGCUCCGUCCUCAACUACAUGAUGUACACACGCGGUAAUCGCCAUGACUAUGAUCGCUGGAAGGCACUGGGCAAUCCCGGCUGGGGCUAUGACGAGCUGCUGCCAUAUUUUCGCAAAUACGAGGGCUCGCACAUACCCGACGCGGACACGGGCAAGUCGCGACCCGGCCGCCAGGGACCGGUCAGCAUCAGCUACUCCUUCUUUCGGACCCCUAUUGCCACAGCCUUUGUGGAGGCCUCAAAUCAGGCGGGCCUGCCGCACCGCGACUACAAUGGCGCAUCUCAGCUGGGCGUCUCCUAUCUGCAGGCCACGGUCCAUAAUGGUACGCGUUGGAGCUCCAAUCGCGCCUACCUUUACCCAAUCAAGGGCCAACGGCCCAACCUGCACAUAAGGAAGAGAUCGCUGGUCACCAAGGUGCUCAUCGAUCCGCAGACAAAGACCGCCUAUGGCAUCAUGGUCCAGACCGCUGGACGCAUGCAGAAGGUGCUCGCUCGCAAGGAGGUGAUUGUCUCGGCGGGCGCCAUCAAUACGCCUCAGUUGCUGAUGCUCUCGGGCCUCGGUCCGGCCAAGCAUUUGCGCGAGGUGGGCAUCAAGCCGAUUGCUGAUCUGGCCGUGGGCUACAAUCUGCAGGAUCAUGUGGCGCCAGCAGUGACCUUUCUGUGCAACGCCAGCUCGCUGAGAAUACACAACAUUGUGAACACGGAUGCAGUGGGCGGCUAUCUGCGAGACGAAGGACCCCUGCGCAAUCCAGGCGGCGUGGAGGCCAUUUCCUUCUACGGAUUGGACGAUGAUGCGCGUGCCAAGGGUUGGGCGGACAUGGAGCUGUUCAUGGCAGGCAGCAGCCUGCAUCUGAAUCCAGCACUGCGGCUGGCAUUCGGCGUCAGGGCGGACAUCUAUGAGACCAUCUUUGGCGAUUUGGAGAACAGCAAACUGGACUCCUUCAUGAUCAUGCCAAUGAUAUUGCGCGCCAAGAGUCGCGGACGCAUUCGGCUCAAGAGUCGCAAUCCUCAGCAGCAUCCACUGAUCGAUGCCAACUAUUUCGCGCAUCCUUAUGAUCUGAACAUAACAGUCCGCGGCAUCGAGCAGGCGGUCAGCCUAAUGGAUCAGCCCGCAUUCAAGGCGAUCAAUGCACGCGUGCUGGAGACGCAGCUGCCCGCCUGCCGUCAUCUCGGACGUCAGACCCGCGCCUACUGGGCGUGUCAUGCGCGUCACUUCACCUUCACGAUCUAUCACUAUUCCGGUACGGCCAAAAUGGGACCACGCAGCGAUCCCAGCGCCGUGGUCGACGCGCGCCUGCGCGUCCAUGGCAUUCGAAAUUUGCGUGUGGUGGAUGCCAGCAUAAUGCCCUAUCUGGUUGCGGGUCAUCCAAAUGGGCCGGUCUUUUUAAUAGCCGAGAAGGCCGCCGAUAUGAUCAAAGAGGAUCACAACUAUAGCUAGCGAAAGUGAUGCCCCACAAAUUAAUAGAAAAUGGAUUGGCGGGGAUCUUGCCGCUCACCCAACGAUCGUUGUGGUUUUUUUUUGUCUGCUCUUCCAUUUCUUUCCAAUACCAAUUGGUGACAGUUAUAAGUGAGGAUCGUGCAUGUGGUCUAGCUAACGAUAUUUGGGAUCUUUGAUAUUGUUUCCAUGGAAUAAAACACAGCCCACUUGGUUAUAUUUAGAUCAUAAGUCAUUCAUUGUGUACAAUAUCCUGACUCAUAAAUAU